GGAAGGAAAAAAACUCCUCUGCCCUCGCGUUUCUCGUUCCCGUCGCGUCAGUCUCGUCUCGUCCGUCUCUCUCUCAGCAGCCAUGGCGCCUAGGGUUUGUGCCACCAGCGCCAGCCAUGGCCGCUCACUCCAUUCGUAGGAAACAUGUCCCCAUUCUGAGAUCCAUUGCUGCCCUCCAUCCCCACGCGCCCACGGAUCAGGAGUGGUCGUUCUCAGCCAUUUACAACCGCGUUUCAGGAGCCGUAUUUCGAGAUCGUAUAGCGAAGAAUCGCUCGUUCUCAGCCACAGAUCAGGAGUGAUCGUUCUCAGCCACGGUGCAUGGAUGUAGAGUGGUCAUUCACCAAAGGCCGACAUACCCCUACUACCCUCCAUUCCGAGAUUGGCAGCAGAUCAGGAGCGAACGACGUUUGUAGCCAGUCAUCACUCCACUCAACGCGGUCUGCAGUCGAUCAAGAGCGUAGCAGAAGUUUCAGGCCUAAUCUACAUUUUUGGCUUCUUUGUAUCGUGGCUGCUGAUGGUUCUUACAAGCUGAUGGCUACUGAUGGUGCUUACAUUUUCCGCUUCUUUGUAUUUGGAUUUUGAAUAUUGUAGUGAAGGUUCACAUGAGGAACUCUUGUAUGAACUUUGGAAUGGUUAACUUUGGUGUACCUUGUGGCAAUUAGCCUUUUAUGAACUUUGGAAUGUUUUCAUUC
Messenger RNA from Zea mays, 692 nucleotides. RefSeq lists its product as uncharacterized. The record is from RefSeq and is a predicted model, not a curated record. NCBI's taxonomy places the organism in Eukaryota, Viridiplantae, Streptophyta, Magnoliopsida, Poales, Poaceae. The coding region runs from base 319 to 582 and encodes 87 amino acids. The transcript has 2 exons.